Messenger RNA from Acyrthosiphon pisum (pea aphid), 2865 nucleotides. RefSeq names its product Heparan-alpha-glucosaminide N-acetyltransferase (gene Hgsnat). NCBI's taxonomy places the organism in Eukaryota, Metazoa, Arthropoda, Insecta, Hemiptera, Aphididae. The record is from RefSeq and is a predicted model, not a curated record. Bases 633 to 2408 code for a protein of 591 amino acids. The transcript is spliced from 13 exons.
AACAGUUUUAAAUGUCUACCACUCGGCACUCAUGAGUGGGGACUGGGGACACAAUAAAUUAUUGUCUCUCAUGGCCUAUUAGUGAUUAGUCUCAUAAGUCAUAAACUCAUAACUAUCGUAAUGUUAAAUGUACUGUAACUGUGUGACUAUAUUAUGUCAUUACUCAACACUCAUUAGUCGUUAGUCAUUUUACUAUUUAGUCGUAUCUAUUGUUAAAUAUAAUUUGAAAUAUCGAACUCCCGACUCCCGAGCAAAUAAUUCUAUUCAGACGAUCGUCGAAGUUCACACGAUCUAUUUUCCAUGCAAUCACUGUACCUAGCUCCCCCGAACAUUAAAAUAUGUCACCGAUAUUCUUACGAAGACUUUUUUUUUUACCCAAUACUAUCGAAUAAUGUUUAAAAUAAUUAUCGAAUCCGGUCACCGCAUGCCAUGUAUUUAACGCGCGAUAGCAAUAAUAAUUAUUAUUUGGUCUAGUUUAUACCAUUCCCGUCGUGGUGACUAAACCAACGGAGUUGUUUGACAGUCGCUAUAAUGGUUCAUAAUUAUUUGUUUGUUUCUUUUAAUAAUAAUAAAAAUAAUCGUUAUUGUUAAAAUGUCCGAGUUCCUGUUAAACCCGUCGUAAACAAUUUGAAAUGGCAUCGGACGAUUGUAAGAAUCUCUUGUAUGACCAAGCAUGCUUACAAGUGUGGGCAGACAAUGCUCCGAAUAUUUCAUUAUGGAUGCAAACGAAAGAAUGUUACAAAUGCGAUUUAUUGAAAAAAGAAAACAUAUCUAACAACGGAGUUACUAAUAUCAGAUUAAAUACAAUUUAUAGUCUCUGGCUAGAUUUAACCAAUGACAGCAGCCAUAAUAAUUGCAGAACACUUCAUACUUUUGAAGAACAUGGAGUUUAUCAAUGGAAUAUUUCAAGCAAUUUCAAUUGUUCCCAAAUCAAACAAAUAUCAACUCCUCAAGAUCUAUUCAUGCCAUUUGUCUAUGCAUUGUUGCUCAUAAUACCUGCCUUUGCUGUUUGGUUUUUCAUCAAUUAUCUGCAAAGGACCUAUGUUGUGCCAUCUGUGUUCCGAUUUGCAUCAAAAACAGAUUUGGAUAUUGAAAAUAUGUUUCAGACGGCCCCUAGCCGUGAUGUACAAACAUUUGAUGGUUCUGAUGUCGAAUUAAAAAAUGCGGAUUUUGGAACUGGUUCUAAUGAACCGGUUAUUAUUCAUCCUCAAAUUCCGACACCUGUCAAAAAUAAUAGUUAUCGUAUCACAUCGUUAGACACAUUUAGAGGGAUAUCUAUCAUAUUAAUGGUAUUUGUCAAUCUAGGAGGUGGACAUUAUUGGUUCUUUGAACAUGCUCCAUGGAAUGGUAUCACAUUAGCAGACUUCAUAUUGCCUUGGUUUUGUUGGGUCAUGGGAGUAAGUAUAGCCAUAUCAUUGCGAUCUCAACUUCGUUCAAGCACCAAAAGAAAAUAUGUCUUUGGUCGCGUCAUUCGAAGAUCAAUUGCCCUAUUGAUCAUGGGUUUAGUGCUAAAUUCUGUUAACAACAAUAAUUUAAGAACUUUUAGACCAUUGGGUGUAUUACAGAGACUAGCACUUAUAUACUUUAUAGCAGCAACAUUGGAAACAAUUUUUAUGAAACCCCAACCCUAUUUUACGAAUACCAGAUUAGACGUAAUCCGAGAUAUAAUUGAAAGUGCCCGGCAAUGGUUUAUAGUAAUUAUAUUAGUAGCUAUUCAUACUGUCAUUACUUUCUUUUUACCUGUACCUGGUUGCCCUAAAGGUUACUUGGGACCAGGGGGCCUCUACAAUAGUUCGUCAAACACUAAUUGUACUGGUGGUGCUGCUGGAUAUAUUGAUAGGCUAGUAUUUGGCGAAAACCAUAUGUACCCUGGUUCACCCAAACCUGUUUAUCAGUCAAUACCAUUUGACCCUGAAGGUAUUUUAAGUACUUUGACAAAUACUUUACUUGUAUAUAUGGGUGUACAUGCUGGUCGCAUUAUCUUAUGUUAUCAGUAUACAAAUGAACGGAUCAAACGUUGGAUUGCUUGGACUAUAGUACUAGGUCUAAUUGGAGGUUGUUUGUGUAACUUUUCUAAAGAAGAUGGCUUAAUACCAAUUAAUAAAAAUUUGUUCUCUUUGUCUUAUGCAUUUAUUACUGGAAGUUCUGCAUUUUUAAUAUUCAUUAUACUGUUCUUAAUUAUUGAACAUUGGAGACUUUGGGGUGGAUCACCAUUUAACGAAAUUGGUCAAAAUUCAAUUAUGCUUUACCUUGGACACAAUAUAUUUUACAAUACACUUCCGUGGAGAUGGCAACCGGUAAAUGAGACUUCUCACACGGAAUAUUUAGUUAUGGAUUGUUGGGCAACAAUAUUUUGGUGUGCAAUAGCAUUAGUGAUGCACAAGAAAAAUAUAUUUAUUGUAGUAUAAUUAAGUUUUAGAAUUAUUUUAAUAGCUAAAUUAUUACUCAUAAUGACUUAAGUAGCAUUUUUAUUAUUCUAAAUUAAUAUAGUAAAAACAGUCACAUUAUCAAGAUAAUUUCUAACUAUAUUAUGAAUGGAUCAAAAUAGGAUUUAAAAACAAUUUUCUCUAACCAAAAUUGUUUUUAAUUUAUUUAUUGAUUUUCAAAUAUGGAAAGAUACAUUUUGAUUGUUGACUAAGUUUGAAGAGUUAUAAAAAUUGCUGUAUAUUUAAAAGAAAACAAAUCGGAGUUCCUUGGUAACUUCCAUAUUUUAAUUAUUGUCAUCAGUUUAAUUUAAAUACAUAUUAUUGUACUUAACUAUUUUAUUUUUGUAUUACUACUUUUCUAAUGCUUAUUGUUAAAAUAUUAAUACUAUUUUAUACUUAUUAUAAUAAUUUUUUUAACACGUUUUAUGUAUUUUUCUUA